AUGCCUUGGCAACCGCUGCCCCGGGUGGCCUUCGCUGUAGCGACCUUCCCCUUCCUCGCCGUACACGCGGCCGACCUCCCGCUCGAACUCGGCGACGAAUUGUACAUUUUCGAGGAGACCCAAGAUGGCAAUUGGCUCCGAGGAUACCUGGUCUCGCCGCCGAGUCUGCUGGCUGGCCUGACCAGCGUCAAGGGACAAACCCUCGAGGCCCGCGUCUUUAGUGGCAUCUUCCCGCGCAGCUGUGUUGAGGUUCGGGAGGUGAUGGGCGGAAAUGGCGAGGUCUACGAUGGCGAUUUCGAAAGCGAAGAUGUGUCCCAGUUGUCGCCAACACAUCUCGAAGAGGGCGACUCGGCCAAGAGUGGGAUAGAGGGAGCCAGUGCCGAGAGAAGAAGGAGGAAGUGCUCGCCGACGAAAGGCUGGAGAGAGCAUGCGGGCUUGCCGAAUGGCGCCUCGGGCCGGCUAUCGGUGCCUGUGAAGCGCGACCCGAAUGCGCCACGCCCGCCGGCACCUGUACCCAUGCUUAAAAUUGGCGACGAGACUCCGACUUCAGCCUUGGAACCACUCAUUGACGAGAUCGCCUCGUGCCUCCGGGAAUGGCACUCAACAAAUCUCCACGAGCUGCUGCUGUCUCGCCAGUACGCAAAGCUGGACACCAUGUCUAAUCUGAUCGCCACCCUCAACUUUGCGCGACAGCAAUUCCUUCACGACGUCCUGACUGACUGGGAGUACGAUGCCCUCCGGGAAAAGACGGUUUGGGACCUGGUCCGCGUCAACAAGCUGUGCGGAGCCGAAGUGAUUGUCCGCGACCCUCAUGAGCGCGGCCGGGUGCUUACCGGAGAUGACUCGGUGGUGGAGAUGACAAAAUUGCAGUCCAUCAUGAGCCUGCUUGACGAGACACCGACUCCUGUGACCGAGUUGACGGCGCUCCACCACCUGCUCGUCGAUAUCAAGGGCUUCGCCGGCGCAUCUACCGAAGACACUACCGUGGUGCUCUACCUGGCCACCAAAACCGCCGGGGGAGUGUUAACACCCCUGUCUGAGAAUUAUAUCGUCGAGAUGCCUGCCGGUGGGCAAUUAGUCCAUCUGACCCGGAACAUGCAGAUGCGCACCCUCUUCGCCGACCUGACAGCCACCGAGAUUGGGGACGUCCCCUCCAUCGAAUCCGAUCUCUUCCUGGUCGUCAAGAUCCGCGCCUCGCAGCAGGUCGUCGCCACCAAGCCCAGCUCACGGUCUGGCGCCACCUCCCAGACCCCGUUCGCCAAAGAACACGCCAAGCCGCCAUUGUCCGGUGGAAACAAAUCGGUGCGCAGGAGUUUAAUGUGGGCCGGCAAGAACACGCGUUCGGCGUUCUCGAGGGGCAACGGCAGACUCGACUCGCUGUCCGAACAACCAGAAGAAGUCGUAUUGCCGCCUACAGCAGGCAGCGAGAGCAGGGAUGGGCCGCCCCCGAGCACCGCCAACUCCAAGACGGGACGCUCGUCCGUGGACGGCCAGGUCACUCACACGGCCGAUAGAACCGCCGGUAUUGGCGUGCUCAGGUUGAACCCUGUCAUGAAGCAGGACGAAGAGGUCGAACAUAUUGUGACCAUUUGGGCGCCGUCUGCCAAGCACAUAGCCGACAGGCAAGAUGGCGAGGAUUGGGACCCGGUACUGCGUGAGAUCAUGGAUAGCAAGACGGGUUCCUACGAGAAGUCGAGGAGAGCCGAGCGCCUGCAGGUACACCUCCGGGCCUUCAACAAUCCGGAUGCGGAUGCUCUGAUCAAAGCGACCCCAACAGCACUGUCCAACAUCUGCAAGACAAACAAGAUGGGCUUCUCGGGCGCCCCGACAAAACCUAGGUCCGAUAUCUAUCUAACAAUUGACGAGGCCAUCCUGAGCCGCCAGACUCUGCUAUCAAGAUUUGGCGGUAGCCCAACAACGCUUCCGAGCAAUUUCCACGCCAACAACCUCCAGAUCAGCCUCGAAGUUCGUAGGUCAAACGGCGAGCGCGUCGAGAACUGUAUCCACCCUUCCUCCAACUCCGAGGCCGUCAGCACUUGGACCACCGUCGUCACCGAGCGCGGCGAGCCGUGGCGGCAAUCGGUCAAGCUCGUGCUCGCACCCCAGGACGUUCACCAGGGACACGUGGUGAUGCACCUUGCGGACGCGCCGAACCCACCCUUUGCGGUGGCAUACAUGCCUCUCUGGGACCAACAAGCAUUCAUUCGCGACAUGGCCCACGGCCUCUUACUCUACCGGCUAGACGAACACACGAAUACCGCCCAGCCUGGCCCCCAGGGUAAGGGCGGCUAUCUGAGCCUGCCAUUCUCUGCCAGAGGCAAGGAAGAACACCAGGCCGAGGUGACGGGGCCGCUCGCUAUAGUGCGCGUCGAGACCUACCUCUGUAGCACGAGGUUCUCGCAGGACCGGGUGGUCUUGGGGCUGCUGGCUUGGAAAGACUCUUCCCGAGAGGGGAUUCCCGUGCUACUCAAGCAGUUUAUAUUUGUUGCUGAGAUCGAGGUGGUCAAGCUGUUGAACGAUGUGCUGGAUGCUCUGUUUGGCAUUCUCUGCGAGUACUCGGGUAACGACGACUAUGAAGACCUCGUAUUUACCGCGCUCGUGAGAGUGCUGGAUAUUGUCCACGACAGGCGUUUUAACCUAGCGCCACUGGUCGACCAGUACGCCGAAAGCAGGUUCAACUACCCCUUUGCGACCCCUUGUUUGGUCAGGUCCUUUACCCGGCUCUUGUCCAAACCCACCGAGCCCGAGACGGCGAGGAAGCUCCGGGCCACCUUCAAGGUUGCGAGGCACAUCCUCAAGUUCAUCACGCAUGCCCGUGGUCAGCAAAAAGCCAAGGAGGCGGGGAUUGGGAUAACAGGCUCGAACCCAGGUUUCACACGCCACCUCCGAGUCAUCUUUAAGGCGCUCGAUGCCAUGAUGCGCAGUAGCGCGCCAGUGCUUGUGGGCAGCCAGACCCUGGCCGUCCAGCACUUCCACACCUGGCUCCCGGAGCUAGCCGGCUUGCUGACGACCGAGGAAAUCCUACAUAUUGCUAUCGACUUUAUGGAUUCUUGCUCCAGCGUCAAGGGCAAGCUGGUGUUGUACAAGCUGGUCCUUAUUAUUAACUACGCCAAACUCGACAUUUUUUCGCAUCCGGAGCAACGUUCUGCCUUGAGCGCCAACACUGUCCGAUGGAUAGCACCACACUGGGGCCACGUUGACGAGAUCACAGACUUGUGGAAGGACCAAGUUCGCCUCUGCUGCUCCGUCCUCGCCAGCCAGAUCGACCACCUGGGUCCCGAGAUCCCGGAUUACAUCCCCAAGAUUAUCCAGUCUUACCUCGUCAUCCAAGCCGUCCCGAAGAAACAAAAGGACCGCCUGUCGCUCCUAUUUCCUACCACUUAUCCCUUCCCCGCGCGUCCCAUCACCGAUGAAGCCGCCUUCGACGAAGCCCUCAUCGAACUCUCCGCCGUCCUCUCGGCCCUCUCGAAUUCCCCCGCCGGCAUGCAGCUCGAGCUCGCCGAAGAUGACCUACACGUCGUCGUGGAGAACUGCCUGCGCGUGCACAUGAGCAUCCUCCAGGGGGAGACCUUCCCGGCCGACUGGCUCAGCGCCCACAUCUUCCACCACAAGUCGACCAUGCGUACCUUGCAAUACCUGGCCGGCAUUCUGCUCGACUCGUUCCUGCCCCACCCGGAUGAGGCCGAGAACUUCAAUACGGAGCUAUGGAAGCUCUUCUUCACCACCCUACUGAGCCUGGUUGGGAGCCCGUCGCUCGCGCUCGAGACCUUCCCGGAGCAGAAGCGCCGCGCCGUGUGGAAGAUCGCCGGGGACGUGCGCGAGCACGGCGCCGACCUGCUGCGGAGGACCUGGGAGGCCAUAGGAUGGGACACCACCCUCGAGGAGCGCGCGCGCUACAGCCUGGCCAAGAUGGGCGGAUACCAGGUGCAAUACGUGCCGACGCUGGUCGGGCCCAUCGUCGAGCUGUGCCUGAGUGUCCACGAGGGCCUGCGCCGCAUGGCGGUUGAGGUGCUGCAGACCAUGAUUGUUAGCGAGUGGACCCUUAGUGAGGAUCUGUCGGUCAUUCAGACUGAGAUGAUUGACUGUCUGGAUGUGUACUUCAAGUCGAAGCCGCUGACGGAGAGCAUUCUGCAGAAGUUAUUUGUGGGAGAGCUGUUGGAGCGGUUUGAGCCGCUCGCCAGGGGGAAGGAUGAGGCGCUUUUUGGGGCGCUGAGGGAUCUGACGGAUACGGUGGAUGUGUUCUUGGACUUGUUGGUUGCGGUGCACAGUGGUGAUGGGUCCGGCGAGGCCUCGCACCUGAUCCACCGGCUACGGCUGAUGGAGUUCCUGCGCGAUAUGCAAAAGGAGGAGAUAUUCAUCCGCUAUGUCCACCAGCUGGCCAACCUCCAGGCGGAUGCUAGGAACCACGCCGAGGCUGGUUUGGCCCUUCGGUUGCAUGCCGACGUGUACGACUGGGACCCCCUGAAGACGACCCCUGCCCUGCAAGACCCCGAGUUCCCUGCUCAGACCCACUUUGAGCGCAAGGAGCGCAUCUACUUCGACAUGAUCAAGCAUUUCGAAGACGGCGAGGCCUGGAGCAGUGCCCUGGCCGCGUACAAGGAGCUGCAGGCCCAGUACGAGACGAACACGUUCGACUUCGCCAAGCUCGCCCGCACCGAGCGCGCCAUCGCGACCAUCUACGAGACGAUCGCCAAGAGCGACAAGCUCGUGCCCAAGUACUUCAAGGUCAUGUUCAAGGGCCUCGGCUUCCCGGCCAGCGUGCGCGAGAAGGAGUUCGUCUUCGAGGGUUCCCCCGCCGAGCGCACCUCCAGCUUCACCGACCGCAUGCAGGAGAUGUACCCGUCGGCUCGCAUCGUCACGAACGAGAACAUCGACGACGUCGAGGGCCAGUUCCUCGUCAUCUCGACGCUGAGCCCGCACCGCGACCUCGGCCACCACGUCUUCCAACGCGCCCGCGUGCCGCAGAUCAUCCGAGACUAUCUCAUCUCGGCUCAUCCGCAGGCGUUCUCUGUUACCAGCAAGCGGAACACCAGCGGCCCCGUGGCGGAGCACUCCAUCGAGAAGAUCGUUUAUACCACGGCGGAGCCGUUCCCGACGAUUCUAAGGCGGAGUGAGAUUGUGGCCAUGCAGGAGGUGCGGCUGUCGGCGAAGGAGACGGCGCUCGAGAGGAUUGUGCGGAAGACGGCGGAUAUGUCGGCGCUUGAGAAGAAGGUGGCGGAUGGCGAGGGCGGGGACGAGAGCGCGCAACUGCUGGUAGAUGCUGUUAGCAUCAGUGUGAAUCGCAACUCGGAGAGCAGCGUGGUGGCCUACCGCGAGCUCAUACCCGACAUGUCGCGAACGGCAUCGCCGAGGGAUUUCGAUGCCGAGCUCGGGGCGCCCGAGUUUGACCCGCAGGAGAAUGCCAUCAAGAUGGCGCUGGUCGACCACGCAAUCAUGCUCAAGAGGUGUCUGGCGACGUUUACGAAGAGCGGGAACGAGAUCCUCACGCGGCAUGUGGAGGAUCUGCAGCGGUUCUUCGAAUCAACCUACGCCCCCGAGAUCUCGAUUUUCACUCCCGUCCAGCCCAUCCGCGAGACCACCACCCCGUCUCCCACAUGGCCCCGUUCGCCCGCCACCGCGCUCGGUAAUACUCCUCACCACGCCGCUACCAAGUCCACUUCAACCGUCCCCAACGGCGCCGUAACAGAAGAAGCAACCCUUGUCCAACCCGUACCCCUGCAAAAAGGCCGCGGGCCCCGCCUCAGCUUCCUCGGCGGCCGCAAGAAGGAUCAGCAGCCCCCGCGGGACGUCAACAGCGACCAACACCAAGCCGCCAUCCAAGAAGAGCCUGAGCACGCCUCAUCCGCAGCCAAGAGCACCACCUCAUCAACCAAAGAAGCCCCGACUAACAACCGGCGCUCGUUCUUCCGCACCCUUCCGCAAGUAUCUGCCAGCGAGGCCGGAAGGGCAUCGUCGAGGGAACGCGGCGGCGGCGGGCACACCAACGGCACCGGCGCCGGACCGUACUAUGCGCCCUCGCAGCCCUCGCAAUCUCACCUCCCCGACCUGAGUCCCGGCGGCUCGGAGGUGAUUUCGUCGUCUUCGCCCGCCACUAUCAACGGUGGUGGUGGUGGUGGUGGUGGGUUUGGUGGCGGCGAGAAGGGGGCGUACCACGCGCACGUGUACGAGGCGACGCCGCCGCCGCAGGAGGGGCAUGGGUCGUCGUCCCCUGGGGCGGCGCCGUCGCAGGGGGGUCAUUCGUCGAUUAUGGGGCUGGGACAUGGAGUGGGGAGCGUGAGGAAGAGGUUGAGUAUAUUGAGGCUGGGGAAGAAGAGUAGUCGCGAGAGAGGGGGGGGUGGGUUGGGGGGAGUGGAUGAGGAGUGA
Chaetomium globosum CBS 148.51 is the source of this 6363-nucleotide messenger RNA. RefSeq lists its product as uncharacterized. Lineage: Eukaryota; Fungi; Ascomycota; Sordariomycetes; Sordariales; Chaetomiaceae. The record is from RefSeq and is a predicted model, not a curated record. Gene Ontology annotation, biological process: small GTPase-mediated signal transduction. Gene Ontology annotation, cellular component: plasma membrane; cytoplasm. Gene Ontology annotation, molecular function: guanyl-nucleotide exchange factor activity; small GTPase binding. Bases 1 to 6363 code for a protein of 2120 amino acids. The transcript is spliced from 2 exons.